UGACAGACGAUGACGAUGAGGCUCGGUGAGUGGAGUCGCCCUGCUGUUAUUACGGGGAAAGCACCAGCACCGCAACUCCAACUUUAACUCUCGCUCUCCAAGUCCCUCUGCAUCUCCAUCGCCCUUGGAUCCUCCCCACUUCUUCUCUUUCUGGUCCUUGGUCUAUCAUUGAAUACAACUCGAUCGUCAGAAAAAAGAAGCAACAAGAAACUCGCAGUCAUGGCGGACAUGCCCAUUGUUCUCGACGGAGGAACCGGUUUCCUCAAGGUCGGAUAUGCAGCGCAAAACUUCCCAGAGCAUCAGUUCCCCUCGAUAGUGGGGCGGCCCAUACUCCGAACGGAGGAGCAAGCCGGUGAUAUUGUCGUCAAGGAUAUCAUGUGCGGAGAUGAGGCGGCCGCUGCUCGAUCAAUGCUUCAAAUCAGCUAUCCUAUGGAAAAUGGAAUUGUCAAGAAAUGGGACGACAUGCAGCAUCUAUGGAACUACACCUUUUACGAUAAGAUGAACAUCGAUCCUACCGGUCGCAAGAUCCUUCUCACCGAACCCCCGAUGAACCCCCUCAAGAACCGUGAGAAGAUGGCAGAGGUCAUGUUGGAGGGAUACAAUUUUGGUGGUGUAUACGUGGCUAUCCAAGCUGUGCUUGCUCUAUACGCCCAGGGUCUCAGUAGCGGUGUGGUCGUCGACUCCGGUGAUGGUGUUACGCACAUUAUCCCCGUCUACGAAUCUACAGUUCUGAACCACCACAUCCGUCGAUUGGAUGUCGCCGGUCGCGAUGUUACCCGGAAUCUCAUCGCCCUGCUCCUCCGCCGCGGUUACGCCCUGAACCGUACAGCCGACUUUGAGACUGUGCGCCAGAUCAAGGAGAAGCUGUGCUACGUCUCCUACGACCUCGAGUUGGACAAGAAGCUUUCCGAAGACACCACCGUUCUGGUGGAAUCAUACACCCUCCCCGAUGGCCGUGUCAUUCGUGUGGGUAGCGAACGAUUCGAAGCCGCCGAGUGUCUCUUCCAGCCGCACCUGGUGGAUGUCGACCAGCCCGGUGUUGCUGAGAUGCUGUUCAACACUAUCCAAGGCGCCGACGUGGAUGUGCGCUCUAGUCUGUACAAGGCUAUUGUGCUCAGUGGUGGAAGCAGCAUGUACCCCGGUCUGCCAUCGCGGUUGGAGAAGGAACUGAAGCAAUUGUGGCUCACACGUGUGCUUCAAGGAAACCCAGAGAGAUUGAACAAAUUCAAGGUCCGCAUCGAAGACCCUCCACGGAGAAGACACAUGGUUUUCUUGGGAGGAGCUGUCCUUGCCAACCUGAUCGCGGACAAGGAAGACAUGUGGGUGACCAAGCAAGAAUGGGAGGAACAGGGUGCCCGUGCUUUGACCAAACUCGGACCCAGAUAGUUUCUUUUCUUCUCGUGCUUCAGCCGUUUUCUCAAGUCUCUACCCAAACCCUUCCUUUCUUCGCAAUUCAAGCUCGCAUUGAUAUGUCAUAUAAGGCCUUAAGGAUUUAUACCUUAUCUUGUUCCUGGUUUUUGUAGCUAGUAUAGAAAGUAACCGAGCAAGCCUCUUGAAAAGCCCCCUUUUUUGUGAAUAAAUUCCCCUUAAAUCUCUUUUUCUUGUUUUUCCAGAAUAUUGAGUAAUGUGGAAGAAUCACGGUCUAUUUUUGGUGUUGCCAAUAGAUAAUCUAUAAUUUUGACAUGGCAAAUGAGAACAAAGAAAUUUAACCCGAACAGUA
Aspergillus wentii DTO 134E9 is the source of this 1720-nucleotide messenger RNA. RefSeq names its product actin-related protein 2. The record is from RefSeq and is a predicted model, not a curated record. Gene Ontology annotation, molecular function: actin filament binding. The transcript has 7 exons. Gene Ontology annotation, biological process: Arp2/3 complex-mediated actin nucleation. Gene Ontology annotation, cellular component: Arp2/3 protein complex; actin cortical patch. Bases 220 to 1386 code for a protein of 388 amino acids. Lineage: Eukaryota; Fungi; Ascomycota; Eurotiomycetes; Eurotiales; Aspergillaceae.